CUGAAAUGUUAUGCACACAAAAGAAAUAAAAAGACAAAACUAUUCAAAAGAAAUGACUAGUCAUUAAUACUCUCAGUAACAAAGAAUUUUAAGAAAAGAAGCGAGAGAGAGAGACCUAGUAGUUUCAAGAAUCUCCCCAUAGAAGAAAAAGACAAUCAUUAAAUAUCUCGAAUUCUGUGUGCGCCAAUAAUAUUCUCCAAAGUCUAAACCAUCAAACCGGUUAUUAUAUACAUAUAAAUUAGACUACCGUAAUCAAUUUCUACUUAGAGAUCAUCGAGAGGGCAAGAGAGAAAAAUGGGAAAGGCACGUACGGUGGGAGUGGGAAUGGACUAUUCUCCGACGAGCAAAUUAGCUCUCCGGUGGGCGGCGGAGAAUCUCCUUGAAGACGGCGACACCGUCAUCUUGAUUCACGUCCAACCACAAAACGCCGAUCAUACCCGCAAAAUCCUCUUCGAGGAAACCGGUUCACCGCUAAUUCCUUUGGAGGAAUUUAGAGAGGUUAAUUUGUCUAAACAGUAUGGACUUGCUUACGAUCCUGAGGUUCUUGAUGUUCUUGAUACUCUCUCUAGGGCUAAAAAGGUGAAGGUUGUAGCAAAGGUGUAUUGGGGAGAUCCAAGGGAGAAACUUUGUGAUGCUGUCGAAAAUCUAAAACUCGAUUCCAUUGUUCUUGGCAGUCGAGGUUUGGGUUCUCUCAAAAGGAUCUUGCUGGGUAGUGUGAGCAAUCAUGUGGUGACAAAUGCAACAUGUCCUGUCACAGUUGUUAAGGCUAAUUAAAGUGUCUCUUGUUCUUUAAUUGGACCCAGUUAAUAACAUUAGUAGUUACGUGUGUCACUCAUGCAUUGUUUUGACAUUUAUACGUUUGUUGCCUUCUACAAAUUUGUGUGAAACUGAUUGGUACUGUUUCAUUAAUAAAUUUCAGUUAAAUGAUAUUUACUCUCUUUUUGUUUGUGAUUUGUGAACGUUACGUAAAAAUCACAAAAAAAAAUAAUUAGUUUUUCUAAUUCAUUCAUGAAAAAUCUUCGUGGACUAAACAAAAAAGAUGUGAAAAAACAAUCCCCAUGUUUGAUCCAGAUUAAUUCGAUCCGUUAAUCAAAAGAUGGUCUUAAUGAGCAUAAUUCGGGGAUAAAGUCGAAUAUAGAAAUAGUUGUUGAAAAGAGAAAUGUUUGGAUUGAAUCUUGUCAGCUUGAUGUGUGGUUGAUCACAUGACCAAUCUAUGUAUGGAAUAUGGAUGUCGUGUGUGCUGAUUCAUUCAGAUAUGACAAGUGGUGGAUGGGAUAAUUCACGAUAUGGGCCAGAUUAUGAGUUUGUUUUAACUUGAAUGGCAGGCCGAAUCAUAAUGGAUUCAUGAUCAUUAUGUUUGAUCAUAGCCUAGUUGGACUUGUAUCCCUAGAUCAUGAUCAAAGUGGGCUUAUAAACAUGGCCGAGAUGGGUAGUUCUAAAUCAAUUUGUUGGAUCAGAAGAAAUCAAGAAAGAGACAGUCGUUGGAGCUUUUCUGAUCUGCUUUUGGAUGAUCACCCAUUAGAUUGAAAAUUAAAUUUUUCAUUCUCCGCUCGAUGGCUGAUUUGUAAACUUGUUCCUUCAUGAUAGAAAUUUAUGGGCUAAAUACAGAAAGUGAACGUUAGAAUUUGGUUUUGGGUAGAAGAACAACUAUCAUAUGAUUAAAGAUUAAUCAGAUGAUCUAAAGAUAGUUUUGGUGAGUACAGUUCGGAAAUAUAGCCGUUGAUGCAUGAUGUGUGACUUUCAAAAAUAGAAAUAGCCGUUGGAUUUAAAUUUAAGGUCAAUGAACAACUGUCAGAUAUGCUUAAAAUUAAUCUAAUGAUCCAAGAAUGGUUUUGGUCAAUACUUCGAGUAUAUAUAGUUGCUGGUACGUGAUAUGUGACCUUGCUUCAAAUAUAAAACGAGCCGU
This is a messenger RNA of Arabidopsis thaliana (thale cress), 1906 nucleotides long. RefSeq names its product Adenine nucleotide alpha hydrolases-like superfamily protein. The transcript is spliced from 4 exons. Lineage: Eukaryota; Viridiplantae; Streptophyta; Magnoliopsida; Brassicales; Brassicaceae. The record is from RefSeq and is marked reviewed. The coding region runs from base 295 to 774 and encodes 159 amino acids.